Messenger RNA from Rubroshorea leprosula, 970 nucleotides. NCBI's taxonomy places the organism in Eukaryota, Viridiplantae, Streptophyta, Magnoliopsida, Malvales, Dipterocarpaceae. The record is from the annotation of a GenBank genome assembly.
GGUCUAUAUGAGACGCUCGUAAGUCGAAUGUCGAAUGUCGAAAGUCAGAAAGCUUGAAAGCUUAACGGGCCAACCACUGUUAGCGUUGGAACUGAAAAGUGCUUAUUUUACAAGUGGUUUUCCUUAGCCCCCUACUUCACCUCUUUUACUUUCUUCUUAAUUAAGAGAAGCCGUCCUGCGAUUUCCUGUUGGCGAAAAUGAGUACGGUGAAGAAGAUGCUGGCGGUUCUUUUUACCAUGGCCGUGGUGACUUUGGGGGGGAACUUGGCCGGAGCCCAGAUGCAUCAUGUGGUCGGCGGCGACCGUGGGUGGGCCCCUUCCUCUGAUAUGGCCUCCUGGUGCUCCGGUAGGAACUUCAGGGUCGGAGAUAAAAUCUGGUUCAGCUACUCUGCAGCUGAGGAGAGCGUCGCUGAGGUAGGGAGCAUGGAGGAAUACGUGUCCUGCGAUGUGAGCAACCCCAUCAGGAUGUACACCGACGGCAUCAGCUCAAUCUCGCUGGAUAAAGAAGGGAUGCGCUACUUCACCAGCGGCAAGCCGGAGAGUUGCAAGAACGGGCUAAAGCUGCCCGUGAAGGUGUUGGCUCGUGAUAGCCCCCAGAACCCCAUGGCUACGACAUUGGAGGGAUCUACUUCGGCCUUGGCAACUGCGCCCACAACCCCAUCAGGCUCUACCCCUCUCUAUGAAAGCCUUUUGUUGCUGUUGUUUGGAAUUGGGCUUUACUAUCUUUCUCUCUAUAUCUAGUCCAUGGUGUUCGCAUUAGCCCCCCCUUUUUUUUAAACAAAAAUAAAAAAACCAAAAAAAUCUAGGUAUUGUGGUUUGAAUCUUAGUAUUUUGGUUGUUUUCCAUCUAACAGUUUUGGUUUUACAAUUUAGUAUUGUACAAACCGCAAAAUACAAAACUCUUAAAAAAAUGAUGUAAUCUCAACUAUUUCAAUACUUGAUAGUAUGUACUACUAAAGAUUACAUCUAUUU